AUGAGUUAUGAAAGUGCAAUGGAUGCACAGAGGUACAAACAAGAUAAGUUCAAUGCUGAAUCACUUCACACAAACCCACAAUAUAAAACACCAUUGCCGAUUGAAAAAUAUGCCGGUGAAGUCUAUACUAGAAAAUUUUUUCUUCUUUUUCAAUAUGAAGUUUAUAAGUCUUGUUUCAAAACUCAUAUUCAAAAUAUUGAAAAGAUUGAAAGUGUGGAAAGUAUAACUGUUUUGGACUUAACGGUAAGUAAGAUGUACAAGGUGAAAUUUAUUUUGGGAAGUUCAAUUGAUGAGUUGAAGGUAGAUUGUGAUUGCAAGUUAUUUAAACGGAUAGGAAUAUUAUGUUCCCAUGCGAUUUGUGUCAUGAGUGCAAGACAAAUAACACAAAUACCAAAGCAAUAUGUUUUAGAUCGUGGGACGAAGCUAGCAUUAAAGAAGCCUAUUUUUGAUUUGCAUGGGAAUUUGAUUGAAGAUAGCAAAACGUUUAGUCAAAGAAGUGAGAGUGAUUUACAAUCACUUUUACAAAACCUAAAAGAUUUUAGUAGAAAAUUGGAGAAAAGUGAUGAUGUGAGGGUGGACAUUACUAAAGAGCAACAAAUCGAAUUAUUAGUAGGCACAAGUUCAUCUUCGACAAUGAAAAUACAAAACCCAAUCCAAUCAAAGAACAAAGGAAAAAAGGCAAAGAAUAAUUGGGAAAAAAGAACAAACUAUUGA
Molecule: messenger RNA, 714 nt
Organism: Amaranthus tricolor (Joseph's coat)
Lineage: Eukaryota; Viridiplantae; Streptophyta; Magnoliopsida; Caryophyllales; Amaranthaceae
Product: protein FAR1-RELATED SEQUENCE 9-like
Exons: 2
Coding region: 1-714 (237 amino acids)
Biological process (GO): regulation of DNA-templated transcription
Molecular function (GO): zinc ion binding
Source: RefSeq, a predicted model, not a curated record